This is a messenger RNA of Colletotrichum destructivum, 2554 nucleotides long. RefSeq names its product Putative aminotransferase class V domain, pyridoxal phosphate-dependent transferase, major. Gene Ontology annotation, cellular component: peroxisome. The record is from RefSeq and is a predicted model, not a curated record. Gene Ontology annotation, molecular function: L-serine:pyruvate transaminase activity; L-alanine:glyoxylate transaminase activity. Bases 500 to 1834 code for a protein of 444 amino acids. NCBI's taxonomy places the organism in Eukaryota, Fungi, Ascomycota, Sordariomycetes, Glomerellales, Glomerellaceae. The transcript has 5 exons.
CGAAGCUCUCUCAUAUUCUCAUUUCAACUCAAAGCUCUCCACUUUCUGACGCCAGAACAUUGGUAAAAGACAAUGGGGCUUUCCUGACUCGGACUUGAAUGCCGAGUUUCCUCCUUACCUUCCUGACAUACCUAGGCACGUACGCAAACCGCCCGCCCAACGCGUUACAGGCGGGGGCACAGCAGCCAAGGUCAAAAAGCACCGGCGUACAGGAAGAACUGAGCAGGGGUUCCUCGACGGUAUUCCGUGCUUGAAUGCUUUUUCUUAAUUAGGUAGUCUGGACAAGGCCCAUCAGGGGGUGUCGGCUCCGAUUCCCGCUCCUUUAAAGUCGUUUCGGUCUCCUGUUCCCUGAUCUUCCUUUUCCCCCUCCGACGGGACUGAUCCGAGCAAAGUCGUAAGCAAGCCGUAGCCCAGCUCUUUGUUCUAGUCCAAUUGCGUACGUCCCGUCCGACAAAGACAUCGGCUUACCUCCCGAGGUGUGAAUGACGCAUAGGCGCACAUGCACGUUCCCCUAACGCGGUUCCAGCUCCCUCUCCGCACAUUGGCGAAGCAGGGGAGAAUGCCCCUCCAUAACCUUAGCAACCCCUCAUCAGCUCGGGUAUCUCUCAUCUCAAGACACCUGCGACCAUCGGAACCUGCAACUGCUAUAUCAACAGCUACACGACCGGUUACCACCAUGUCUUCCCAACCACCUCACCCGACCCUCCUCAUCCCGGGGCCCAUCGAGUUCGAUGAUGCCGUCCUCCAGGCAAUGAGCCACUACAGUGAGAGCCACGUCGGUCCCGGUUUCGUAAACACCUUUGGUGAGGCCCUAUCGAUGCUGCGCCAGCUCUUCCAGACCAAGGACCCUCAAGCGCAGCCGUUUGUCAUUUCGGGCUCCGGUACCCUCGGCUGGGACCUCGUCGCCGCCAACCUCGUCGAGGCUGGCGAGGAUGUCCUCGUCCUGGCCACCGGCUACUUCAGCAACGGCUUCACCGACUGCUUCAAGACCUACGGCGGCAACGUCACCGAGCUGAGGGCCCCUGUCGGCUCGCGCCCCCAGCUCCCCGAGAUCGAGAAGGCCCUGUCCGAGAAGAAGUACAAGGUCCUGACCGUCACCCACGUCGACACGUCAACCGCCGUCCUGAGCGAACUCAAGGAGCUGACUGCCUUGGUCAAGCGAGUGUCCCCCGAGACCCUGGUCAUCGUCGACGGCGUCUGCAGUGUCGGCGUCGAGGAAAUUCGGUUUGACGAAUGGAAGCUAGACGGCGUCAUCACGGCCAGCCAGAAGGCCAUUGGCGUCCCCGCUGGUCUGUCGAUAUCCAUGUUCAGCGGUGCCGCCAUGAAGUCGUUUGCCCAGCGCAAGACGCCCCCAGCGUCGUACUUUGGAUCCUUCAAGAACUGGACUCCUAUCAUGCAAAACUAUGAGGCGAAGAAGCCCUCCUACUUCGCGACGCCCUCUCCCCAGCUGAUCCACGCCCUCCACACCGGCCUCACCCAAAUCCUCGCCAAGCCCCUGUCUGAGCGAUUCGACAAGCACAAGGAGGUAUCCGACAAGGUCAAGAAGGCCGUCGCGGACCUGGGUCUCAAGCAGGUCGCCGCGAAGCCCGAGGACCAGGCCCACGGCAUGACGGCUAUCUAUCUGCCCGAGAGCGUCAAGGCCGCCGAGCUGCUGCCCAGCCUGGCCAAGAAGGGCAUCGUUUUCGCCGGCGGCAUCCACAAGGAAAUUGCGCCCAAGUACAUUCGUUUCGGACAUAUGGGCGUCAGUGUGACGGACCCCAACCGGAAGGACAUCGACAAUGCCAUCAAGGCCCUUCAAGAUAGUCUUUUUGAGGUUGGCUACCAGAAGCCGUAGAUACAGCGUCGUGUUUGAGUUGUGCAGUCUGCCCAUAUUAGAUCUGGCCUGGCAGUUUGGAAGAAAGAGACAGUUCAACUUAAAACGUUCAAUUAUGAGGACAGCCUGAAAAGUCAGUGAAACAGCUCAAGAUAACGAUGAAUCGACCAUCAGGUCGCACCGGGUUCAAGAUGGCUAAUCCACAUUCACUCCAUCAGGAGCAGGAAUGCGUGGAUGGCCACGCAGUGCGUAUGCGAUGUGAUGUGUAAGCUUCUGGCCAUCCGUCAGCCGAUAAGCAGAUAGGUCACACUGAAAGGAUUUGGGAUGAUGCCUGCAUGGGCCAGAGGCUUAGUCGGAAUCUUCGGCCUGGUUACUUCCGGUGAUGCUCCGAGUCCAAAACAACGUAGUUGAAAGAGAUGACGGGUGCGAUACGUUGUUGGCGCAGUUCCAACCCGACUGCCAACCGCCGGGCAGUUUCAUAAACAAUUCGUUCUCGGAAGGUGUUCAGUCACUGUACUGCCUACUGUAGAUGUAGGAUGAGAGGGGGGCCUGGAAAGGCUGGAAAGUCUGGGUUGGCAAUGUAUCAGUACCUCUUGGGGAGCUCUCUCCUCCGUCUAGUCCUUUCCAGCAACUGAGCGAAACUACGACAGAUUCCGAUGCUGUACAGAUACUACAUUCCAAUUCGUCGGCGCUUCGAAUGGGCCAUACGGUAGGUACACCAUGGUGAGGGGCGGAGGUGAG